This is a messenger RNA of Pseudozyma flocculosa PF-1, 3120 nucleotides long. RefSeq lists its product as uncharacterized. The record is from RefSeq and is a predicted model, not a curated record. NCBI's taxonomy places the organism in Eukaryota, Fungi, Basidiomycota, Ustilaginomycetes, Ustilaginales, Ustilaginaceae. The coding region runs from base 1 to 3120 and encodes 1039 amino acids. The transcript has 2 exons.
AUGGCCGACGAGGCGCUACGUGAACGUCUCAAAACCCUUCGCUCAGGCAACAAACCAUCCGCUCCCGUUCCCACACCAGCACCCGACCCUGCCGCACCUGCACCAAAGACCAGUGGCUCGCACGACGCCGCUGCCACCGAGUCGACCGCCGCCGACGACGACGAGCUCUUCCGACGACUGAAAGCGCUUAAGGGCAUCUCCACGCCAAGGGGUAUCACCACAUCGAUCCGACCGUCCAACACACCGCACGUGCCCGCCCGCACGGUACCCGAGGACGAGCAGGACCAGAUCGACGAGCUGAUCCGCCAGACGCAGCAGCUGGUCGACAUCGAAGGCGACAGCCCCAGCGACGCGGCCCAGCUAGACCCGUCCUCGGACUCGGACGAAUCGAUCGGCGCAAUCGAGCGAGAAGCCGAAGAGAUCAUCAAGAUGGCGCACGACGAGGUCGCCCUGGAGCGACAGAUGGGAACCAUCCCGCGCGACGACGAUGCGGCCCGUGUCGGGGCCGCCGUGCCCUCGUAUGGCGGCGUGCUGCAUCGCGAGGACGUCGACCUCGAAGACGAGCUGGCCGAGGCGGCCAAGGACGCCGACUUCCACGCCGUCGCUCCUCGCGCCGGCUCGGGCAGGACGUUCCGUCGCGCGAGGUGGACGUCGCGCACCACGCUGUUCAUGACGGUGGCCCUCGUCGUCGUCUUUUCGCUGUGCGCGGUCCCGGGCGCAUACGCGUUUGGCGCGGGCAACAUCCCUUCGUUCAGCUACCUCGAGGGCAAGGCGUUCCGGCACGGCGAUCUCGCCGACACGCUGUCUGAGCUGGCGCGAAAGACGGGCGGCCUGCUGGGCAGCAGCAAGUUUUCGGGCAUCGCCAUCAAGCGCAUCUACUUUGGCAACUGGCUGCGCGACUACAGCCAGGCGAUGGACGUGGCCGCGCUGGAAAAGAUGCCCAAGCAGACGAUCCUCAACAUUGUCAUGCUGCUCGGCUUCCUGGCGCACGGCUACGCCACCGCCGAAUUCGAGGUGACCGACGAGCGCCUCGGGACGUACCUGCCCGAGGAGCACCUCGACAACCCCAAGGGCUACGCGGACGGCAAGGAUGCGCGCCAGUUUGAUGCUCGCCUGCGUGGGCCCGUCGACCCGCGCGAGCUCGAGAUCGAUCCGCGGUCUGGGAUGAAAAACUACCUCGCCAACGAGUCCGGUGCCUGGCCGACGGGCUCGGCGCUGAUCCGCAAGACGAUCCGACGCUGCAUCGACCAGGGACGCCGGGCGCGUCAGAGCGGCCGCGAUGCCGACCUCUUUGAGGCGUACCGGCUGCUGGGCCAGGCGCUCCACACGCUCGAGGACCUGCCGGCGCACUCGAACUGGUGCGAGCUGGCGCUGAGGAAGCUGGGCUACCACCAGGUCUUUGUCCACGUCGGCGACAACGUCACCGUCCAGGCGCCCGACGGCACGCGCGUGGCGCCCCUCGUCACGGGGACGUUUGGCUCGGCCGACUUUAUCCACUCGCUGCUCGGCGAGGCGCAGGACCACCUGUCCGAGGCGUCGAUCUCGGACCUCAGCAAGGCCAUCGACAGCGCCAAGACCAAGUCGACCGGCAGCCAGCGCAGCCCGCUGCAGGAUCUGCUGGGCACGCUGACCAAGAUCCCGGGCGCCGGCGGCGACGGCGUGUCGCGCGACCUCGAGGACGUGUCGCGCGGCCCCUCGCGCGACCCGGCCCAGAUGUCGCCCAAGGAGAUCUACGCCAACAUGUGGAAGAUCCUCGAGCUGCGCGACCGCAUCGCCAAGUCGAUCGAAACGACCAUCGAAAAGAUCCCCGGCCUCAGCGCGCUCGUCGAGAAGCUGACCAACGAGCUCAACAUCUUCGUCUUUACCCUCAUCGAGCCGUACGCCAAGCCCAUCAUGCAGCAGGGCAUGAGCGCGCUCCACAUCGGCUCAGCCACCGUCAUCAACAAGGAGGACCAGUUCGAGGUGUUUACCAACCCCAACGCCUCGGACCCGACCCACUCGAUGCUGAGCAAGGACCACUUUGGGCUGAUCCUCAACGAGGUCGCCGGCAACGUGGCGCAGAUCAUUGUGCGGCACACGGUCAAGCUCGUCGUCAAGGCGUGGGACGACAACGGCAUCGACGCCGACCGCACCGCAGACGAGUGCCUGGCGCCCAUGUUCCACCCCUACUGGUUCUCGGGCCGCUCCGAGGUGCAGCGCGAGAUGCUCGACUACAUGGCCGGCUGGGCGCGCUCCCACCCGCAGGAGAUUGGCAGGCUCGACCGCGAGCACGUCCGCAGCCAUACCAACACGCGCACGGGCAAGGCCGAGCCGCACAACCACGGCGGCGACGGGCCCAGCAUCAGCUCGUUUAUGGGCGGCAGCACCAGCCAGGCCGCCCACAGCUUUGCUCCCUCGGGCCACCACGGUUCGAGCGGCCACCAGGGCGGCGGCGGCGGCGGUCUCGGGUCCUCGAUGGCCAACUACGCGUCCAACUACAUGUCGGGUCAGAUGCACAACGCCUUUGGCGGCGGCGGUGGAGGAGGCCUCUUCCGCGAAGGUGUUCCGGGCGGUGAGCCCGAGACCGGUGCGGGGGCGAAUGCGACAGGCGAGCCCAGUCACGGCCGCUACGGCUCCGGUCACUCGCAGACGGCAUCGGCACAUCACGGCGGAGAGAGUGGGUCGUACUACAACACCACCGGCGGCGGCGAGGACGACGAGCGCAGGCAUGGCCACGCGCCGGGCAGCCACGGGGGUGGCAGCAGCUACGGCGGCGGCAGCGUGACGAUGCCCGACGAGCGCGUCUACAGCAGCCAGCAGGGCGGCUACGGCGGAGGAGGGCCCGGCUAUCCUGCCCCGGGUGGCGGAUACCCUGGCUCCGGCUACCCGCCAGCUGGAGCGCCUGGCGGCUACCCGGGCCCGGGCGCCGGCGGAUUCGCACCGCCACCCGGUCCGCCAGGCGGCAUGCCGAUGCAGCCGCCGUUCAACGCGGGCCCGCCGGGCGGAUACGGCCAAGGUCCGGCCCCUCCGUUCCCUCCCGGUCCCGGGGGAUACGGUCCGCCCGGCGGGUACGGCAACAACACCGGCGGCGGCGGGUACGGCCAGGGCGGCUACCCCUACGGCGGCGGCGGUGGCUACUGA